Messenger RNA from Ogataea polymorpha, 1620 nucleotides. RefSeq lists its product as uncharacterized. The record is from RefSeq and is a predicted model, not a curated record. Gene Ontology annotation, cellular component: cytoplasm. Lineage: Eukaryota; Fungi; Ascomycota; Pichiomycetes; Pichiales; Pichiaceae. The transcript has a single exon. The annotation marks the transcript as partial.
UGAUGAAUGAAGACGAGAUCGAUUUGAUUCCUGAGCUGGUUGUUGAAGAAAAUGAGCCCAUUAGAUACUCAAAGGACAGCAAAAAAGCUGCACGUUAUAGAGAGCAUUCUGGUUUAACUGAGAAUGAUGCGAUAACUAGAAUACCAAUAACGAUUGUCACAGGAUAUCUCGGUUCCGGAAAAUCGACAUUAUUGGAACAAAUUGCGAAAAAGGGUGAUCGAAGGAUUGCAGUUAUUUUAAAUGAGUUUGGAGACUCAGCGGCUAUUGAAAAAUCGUUGACAGUAAAAGGAGGCAACUCUCAAGAAUAUGAAGAAUGGUUGGAUUUAGGAAACGGAUGUCUUUGUUGCUCGGUUAAAGAUAAUGGAGUUGCAGCUAUAGAGAGAUUGAUAGCAAAACGAAAGGGUUUUGAUUAUAUUCUUCUUGAAACAACAGGGUUGGCCGAUCCCGCCCCCAUAGCCACAAUGUUUUGGCUUGACGAUGCCUUAUCCUCAAAUGUUUACAUCGAUGGUGUGGUCACGGUGAUAGACUCUGAAAACAUUGAAAAAUGGCUUUCAGAUACAGGAGGUCAUACACAUGCGCCCACAACAACUGAUAGCGAUGUAACAAUUGCUCACCUACAGAUUGCUAUGGCUGAUGUAAUUCUUUUGAACAAAGUCGAUAAAAUGGCCAGUGAAGAUCUUGACGGAUUGGAAGAAAGGGCGAAAUCCAUCAACACUUUUGCUCCGGUGUAUCGAACAAGGUACGGAGACGUUGAUCUUGAUAAGAUCUUGGAUUUGCACGCAUAUGACACCAAAGACAUCUCACCGUUUUUGAGAAAUCAAGCUCUGUAUCAUGAUUCUACAAUCCACACAAUUACCCUGGAGUUCUCGAAGCUUGACAAGGUCCAAUAUGAAAACUUUGAACGAUUUCUGCAAGAUAUACUUUGGGUGGAAAAUGAUGCUGAGACAUGGAAUAUGGAGAUUUACAGAGCGAAAGGUUUAGUUUACUACGAAACGACUUUCAAGGUACUACAAGCGGUGCGAAAAACUUAUGACAUUAUAGAUGGUGGGGAAAGUGCUCCAGAUAGAAAGACACUUCCAAACAGUAAGCUUGUUCUUAUAGGAAAAGGAUUAUCGUUUGAAAAGUUGAAAACUCAUUUUCAGAAAUACGUUGGGCUUUCCUUGAUUGAAAGCCAGUGAGAAUAUCAUUAUAUGAUUUUAUGGUUUCAAUUGCUGGCGAAAGCCAAUAUUAACAGCCUCUAUAUUGAGUAGUCCCAACAAUCCAACCCAAACGAAGUAAUCAAAUAAAAUUGCUUGUAACGAACUCGAUCAAAGAGGCACAAGGUGCGUCAUUUUUGGCAGGCCCAAUAAUAAAGGGGCUUUGAUGUAACUCAUACAGCUAGGUCCUUUUUUUUCUAUGUGAAAGCACAUUUACAUACAACUUGCAUUGUAUUUACAAGGUUUCUUCUGAUGCUGGAACUAUAUAAUAAAAUUGUUUUCAUUUGCGAAAAUUGAGCAUGCUGUAACAUAGUACACUAGAUAACUAACUCAAGUGUUUUACUUAAUGAAGUGAAUUGGACUACCUUCUAUGUUGGUAGCUUUUCACCAAAAGUUAUAUCAGAUGCUGGCAUGACUUUUUAAA